AUGUCCAACCCACCACUCAAGGUGUUAAACACAACUCUAGCAUUAUUGAAAGAUGACAUGGGUGUGACAUGGGACUUUGAAGACCUGGGACGAGCAUAUGAUAAAGCCAAGAAAGUUGUUGAAAAGGAAGGGAUCCCAAGGUUUUACUUGAGGGCUUUGGUGGAACUUGAAGAUUUUGUCUCUGAGUGCUGGGAAGACAGAGAGGCUAGAAAACAGCUGAGCAAAAACAAUGCAAAAUCCCUGACCACUUUGAGACAGAAACUAAAAAAAUAUAACAGGGACUUUGAGCAAGGCAUUUCAGAUUAUAGGGAGAACCCAGACCAAGAUGAAGAGGAAGAAGGCUCAGAUGAUGAAGAAAGAGACUCUGAUGAAGAGGAGGAGGAUGAUGAUGAUGAUGACAAGGAUGAGAAUGACACCCAAAUGAUAGCAGAUUUUAUAAAGAAGCCACCUCCCUCCUCUAAGCCAAAUGUAUCUAAAUUCUUAAAGGAUGGAGAUGAGGACUCUGGUGAUGAGAGUGACUGGGGUGACGAAAGUGAUGAGUCAUCUGAGCUCAGCUCUGACGAUGAAAAAUAUGGUGGAAACUUGGCCUUGAAGUUUUUAAAAAAGACUACAGAACAGGAGAAGGCAAAAAAGGAUGCCAAAAAGAAAGAAGUGAAGGAGCGUAAACAGACAAAGAAAGUAGACAAGGCCCAAGAUGAAGAUGAAGGAGAGUGGGAGCAGGUGAAAGGAGGGGCACCCAUGAUAGCUGAGAAACCCAAAAUGUUUGGGAAGGAUGUAGAAAUCAACCAUAAGGUUGUAUGUAUGAAGUUGAUUGAGAUUGUAGCAGCUCGUGGCAAGAAGGGCACAGACAGGAAUGAGCAAAUCAAUAUGCUAAUUGAACUGAACUCUAUUGCCUCUGAAAACAACCUUGGUCCUGCUAUGGAAGCAAAAAUUAUGUUUAACAUUGCUGCAGCCCUGUUUGAUUAUAACCCAAACAUAGCUACCUGCAUGAGAGCUGAGAUGUGGGAAAGGUGUAUAGAGUUUGUACUUGAACUGUUGAAUUUAUUGAUUACCAAUAAAGAAAUAUCUGUAGGAGAAGAUAUUACAGAAGAGUCUGAACAGUUAGAGGUAGCCCCUUAUUUGGUGCGUGGGUGUAUCCUGACUGUUGUGGAGAGAAUGGAUGAAGAGUUCACCAAGAUGCUGCAGGGCUGUGAUGCUCAUAGUACAGAAUAUGUGGAGAGGUAG
Lingula anatina is the source of this 1224-nucleotide messenger RNA. Its product is annotated as eukaryotic translation initiation factor 3 subunit C. Gene Ontology annotation, biological process: translational initiation. Gene Ontology annotation, molecular function: RNA binding; translation initiation factor binding; translation initiation factor activity. The record is from RefSeq and is a predicted model, not a curated record. NCBI's taxonomy places the organism in Eukaryota, Metazoa, Brachiopoda, Lingulata, Lingulida, Lingulidae. Gene Ontology annotation, cellular component: eukaryotic translation initiation factor 3 complex.